Sorghum bicolor (sorghum) is the source of this 4525-nucleotide messenger RNA. RefSeq names its product protein FAR1-RELATED SEQUENCE 5. Gene Ontology annotation, molecular function: zinc ion binding. The transcript has 2 exons. The record is from RefSeq and is a predicted model, not a curated record. The coding region runs from base 2123 to 4525 and encodes 800 amino acids. Gene Ontology annotation, biological process: regulation of DNA-templated transcription. NCBI's taxonomy places the organism in Eukaryota, Viridiplantae, Streptophyta, Magnoliopsida, Poales, Poaceae.
AACGAAAGUGCUACAGUACCGAAAUCCGAAAUCUUUUCGAAACUAAACAAGGUAGCAUUCUCCUCUUUUAUGUUUGAUGGCCAUGAUUCUUUGCUGCCACCGUGUUGCCACCCUCCUCGUUAAUUGGUUGUAUGAGUGCGCUGCUAUUGGAUACGUAUUUGUGUUUUGUGGAUUGAGAAUACUACUCUUCUCCAUAUAUAGGCCAUCAGAUUGCAUUUGGCUUGAAAUGAAAUCCUUGAUGUGGACCCAAGACGCAUCUCCUCUACCGUGUUAUCUCUCAAGGCAGUACUUAGUUAGUGGUGUUCCUCAUCAGGCAUAUAUGGGUGUGUUUGGUUGGUGGCCAGCUCUGGCCAUGGCUUGCUGGGGCUAAAUUUGAUCUGUUUGGUUGCUUGUUCAGCCUCCGGAGCUAGGCCCAAUGUAGUCAGCCGUACGCUCAGGGCGUAGCUAGGGUCGAACAGCCGAUUCGGCCGUUAAGUGAAGCCAGGCCAGAGCCAGCUCCCCGAGUCGUUCCAUCACCGCCUCGGCAUCUACCGCCUCAACGACCCCUGCUGCAGCUGCAGGUGGUCGUGGUCGUGGCUGCCAGCUGACUCCUCGCCGUGCUCAAGCUCGACGACCAUGGCACCGGUUCCAUCUCCUCUGCCUCUUGUUAUUGCCGCUUCAGAGGAGGGUGAGCGACAGCGACGUGCGCUCGUUGCUGCCGGCCUCGGCCUUCGGUACGGAGAGGUCUGAGAGCGCCUUCCGCGUGCGCCGGAGCUAGCCCUCGUGGAUCUGCCCCUACUGUGCGGAGCCGGCGGCGGGCGCGGCCGCCGGCACCAGCAGCGCGGAGGCCGAAAUGCCCACGAGGCAUUCCUAGCGACGGGCCUGGUCGACUGUCCGGAUGGAGGCCGAGAGCGGCGGCAUUGUCCGGCGGAGGCUACAGAAGACGGAGUCGGCGGAGAUGCAGUGGGUGGUCUCGGGCAGCACCAAUGAGGACGACGAGAUCGGCUUCGACACCCCCUGCAGCGCCAGAUCGGCGGCCUUGCCGUUCGCCUGCUUGUCGUUGGCCUGCUCGCGGGGCGCCUGCUUGUCGUGCGGAGACGUGCGAGGGGUCGGAGGCGUGCGAUGGCCUGCUUGCGGUGCGGAGCGGUGCGAUGGCGUGUGCAUCCAGAGGACGCCGGCGAUGGCGUGUGCAGAGACGAAGACAGAGUCCACCACCUUGCCAGCAACCUGUUCGAUGUAAUGUCUCAGAGAGAGGUAAACUCACCAGUAUGAGGAAGAGAUAAUUGUAUGCAGACCAAGUCAACCAACAAACACGAACUCAUCCUAGUCAGGCUCAACCACGAAGGCAACCAAACAAAUCUGGCCAGUCUAGGAAACGAAUCAACACACCUUAGUUUCUAUCGGAUCAGAUUGAGAUGGAAAGCUGCUGGUAUUGUAGCUUCAUCGACAGGAUCAUAUUUCUGCACGAAAUAAACCAACAGUUAAUUACAUAAAGAGGAACAGAAUGAUAUGAGAGAAGAAAGGAUGUGGUCUUCUGAAUCACAGAGCAAAACUGAGAUGAUAAAGCGAAAAAUACAGUGACAGUGAAUCAAAAGACAGAAUUAGCUCGUUGGGGAUGAGAGUGAGAGUGAGACCCCCCUCCCCUCGGAGAGGGAUUCAGUGACUUUGCUUCAUAAAGUCACGUCGUAACUUUCUGUCUAUCUCACCCUUUCAUUCAAGAUCCAACGACUCUAAAGCAAUCAGGGCUGUGCUCCUCUUUUUCAGAAUAUCUUUACAAGAUGCUGGUGGCGGGAGCGCUCAGCUCUGCGCGGGAGUUUUUCUCUGCCGCCGCCCAUCCUGCACGCGCCCGCCGUCCUGCACGCGCCCUUUCGGUCGCCUAGCCGCGCGGUGUGCCGUCGGUCCACCAGCGAGCCGCAUCGUCCAAGCCCGCGCUCCUCGCCGGAAACUACAGUUUCAGCCGCCGUCCGGCCGCGGCCUCGCCUACUAGCCCAAGACCCGAGCCAGCCGUCCCGGGCAUCGCCAUGCCGCAAGUCCCGUACAACCUCCUCGCCAUCCAAACUGGAGUUCAGAACUGAUCCGUUCAACCUCCUCUCCAGUACAGACUGGAGUUCAGAACAGCACCAGCCCAGAAUUUGACAAGACAAUGGUAGAAGUUCAGAAAGGGAUACCUGAAAUUGGUUUAAAAUUCAGAAAUCCAGAUGAGGCUUGGCAGUUUUGGGUGGCAUAUGGAGGUCGUACUGGCUUUGAUGUGAGGAAAAGAUACACAAAUGUAAGUAAAUGUGAUGGCAAGGUCACUUCAUGCAGAUAUGUUUGUGCCAAUGAAGGUCAUCGAAGAAAAGGGCAAACUGAUCAUGUGCCGAAGUGUUUUAGAGCUGAAACUAGGACUGAUUGUAAAGCUCGGAUGAGUCUUUUGUUGGAUCGAGGUGCAGGAAUUUAUCAAGUUACUGAUGUCACACUUGAACAUAAUCACUUGCUUCACUUGCCUCAAACCCGCCACUUGAUGGCAUCUCAAAGAAAAAUUUCAGAAUUACAAGCUUUUGAGAUUGAGACUGCUGAUGACUCUGGAAUUAGGCCCAAGGCUGCACAUGAGAUGGCUAGUCGUCAAGUUGGUGGGACACUUAACCUUAGCUACACUUGUCGUGAUCGCAAAAAUUAUUUGCAAACCAAGCGGCAAAGGGAGUUGGCUUUUGGACAAGCUGGUAGUAUGUUGAAGUAUUUUCAUGAAAAAAUUGCUGAGAAUCCAUCAUUUCAAUAUGCUUUGCAGGUGGAUUGUGAUGAGCAUAUAACCAACAUAUUUUGGGCUGAUGCAAAAAUGAUCCUUGACUAUGCACACUUUGGUGAUGUUGUCACAUUCGACACCACUUUUGGCACAAACAAAGAAUAUAGACCAUUUGGUGUUUUUCUUGGACUCAAUCAUUUUAGAGAAACCACUAUUUUUGGUGCUGCGAUUCUCUUUGAUGAAACAACAGACUCGUUCACAUGGUUGUUUGAGACCUUUCUUGCUGCUCAUAAUGGAAAACAACCUAAAACUAUUUAUACAGAUCAAGACGCAGCAAUGGCAAAAGCUAUAAAGAUAGUAUUCACUGAAUCAUACCAUGGAUUGUGCACAUUUCACAUAAUGCAAAAUGCUGUCAAACAUUUAUCUCCAGUGAAGGGACAAGAAAAUGAAGAAGGUGAAGACAAAGAUGAAGAACAUAUUCUAUCUGAUUUUAGUGCUUGUAUGUAUGAUUACGAGGACAAGGAAGCCUUUCAAGAAGCUUUUGACACUAUGAGAUCUAAAGUCCACAAACAAGCUUGGUUAGAUAGUAUCUACAAGGUAAAAGAAAAAUGGGCUGAAUGUUAUAUGAGAGAUGUCUUCAGUUUAGGAGUGAGAAGUACACAGCUAAGUGAGAGCUUUAACAAUGCACUAAAGAACCAUUUGAAAUCAGAUUUUGACAUUGUUCGAUUUUUGAAGCACUUUGAGAGGACGGUGGAAGAAAAAAGAGAAAAGGAAUUAGAAUCUGAAUUUGAGGCAAGGAAGAAGAUACCAAGAAGACUAAUAUGUACCCCUAUGUUGGUGCAAGCAAGUGAAGUGUAUACUCCAAUUAUUUUUGAAGCUUUCCAAAGUGAAUAUGAGCGAUCUUUGGCUGCAUGCACUAGAGUAUUGGAUGGAGAUAACAAGUAUGCUGUUUCAGUUGCAAAUUUACAUGGUGAUUUCAAUUAUGAAGAUGAGCGCAUAGUGGAAGGUGAUCCUGUAAACCAAACAACUUCAUGUAGUUGUGGAAUGUUCAAUAGGACUGGAAUAUUGUGUGCACAUAGUAUAAAGGUUCUUGAUUUAAUGAAUAUAAAGAUAUUGCCAACACAUUAUGUGCUAAAGAGAUGGACUAGAGAUGCACGCAAUGGCAGUAUCCUAGAUAGGCAAGGAAGAAAUGUGGUAGAAAAUCCAAAGCUAGAAGCUCAGCUUCGGUAUAGGAACCUUUCCCACAAAUUUCACAAUAUAGCAUAUAAAGCAGCUUGCUCUCCAGAACGUUGUUUGUUGAUAGACAAUGCACUUGAUUGCCUUGGUACACAGCUAGAGAAUUUAUCUGUUAGUGCUAUGGAUGAAAACACAUAUACUGUCCAAGAAAAUGUUGACCCAAAUGUGCAGCAAAGUGAUGAACUUUUGGGUGCUGCAAAGCUGAAGAAAAAAGAGGUUCAGCCCAAAAAAUUAAGAAGACAGAGAACUUGGUUAGAUAAGUUACGCAAAUGUAAGCGUAAGCCAACUAAAUCUCCUGCACCAACAAAAAAGAAAGCAAAGGUAAAACUUGCAACCUGCAUACUUGUCUAUGCUAUUGCCAUUCAGUUCAAUGUUUAUAAAAAGAAUUUCUGGACUAACUUGUUGAACUUUCAUGGGCAGCAACAAAAGCAAGGUGAUGAUGUCCUACAUCCCCAAGUUGGAUUGGAGAAAGAUGACAACAACAAGAGCAUCGCUGUGGAAUUCCAAGAUUACAAUGGCAUUGGAAAUCUAGGCUGCUUUACUCAGCUCAUAGCAGCUCCAACUUGUGAUACUGAUAAUCUUGAGUUCUAA